Archocentrus centrarchus (flier cichlid) is the source of this 2870-nucleotide messenger RNA. RefSeq names its product aldehyde dehydrogenase 18 family, member A1 (gene aldh18a1). Lineage: Eukaryota; Metazoa; Chordata; Actinopteri; Cichliformes; Cichlidae. Gene Ontology annotation, molecular function: glutamate 5-kinase activity; glutamate-5-semialdehyde dehydrogenase (NADP+) activity; ATP binding. The transcript is spliced from 17 exons. The record is from RefSeq and is a predicted model, not a curated record. Bases 7 to 2376 code for a protein of 789 amino acids. Gene Ontology annotation, cellular component: mitochondrion; cytoplasm.
UAUAAAAUGACCAUGCUGCUGCAGAGGCUCGCCCUGUGUUCAAAGAUCCCCUUGGAUUCACCAAGACCCUUAAGCCAGCUGCUCUCCAGUCCACUGACACAAGGCAAGCAAUCCAGCGCUUUAUCUGGCAGGGCCCACAGCAGCUCCUUUGCACACCGCAGUGAACUGCGUCAGGCCAAGAGGAUCGUAGUCAAGCUCGGCAGUGCCGUUGUCACACGUGGCGAUGAGUGUGGCUUGGCUCUUGGGAGGCUGGCCUCAAUUGUGGAGCAGGUGGCUAUGCUACAGAAUCAAGGCAGGGAGAUGAUGAUUGUCACCAGUGGAGCUGUGGCCUUUGGCAAGCAAAGACUGAGACAUGAGAUCCUGCUGUCCCAGAGUGUUCGGCAGGCCCUGCACUCCGGACACAAUCAACUCAAAGACAUGUCUUUGCCAGUGCUAGAGGCCCGAGCCUGUGCCGCAGCUGGACAGAGUGGCCUGAUGGCCCUGUAUGAGGCCAUGUUUACCCAGUACAGCACUUGUACUGCACAGGUCCUGGUGACAAAUCUGGAUUUCCACGAUGACCAAAAGAGGCAGAACCUGAACAGCACACUGCAGGAGCUCUUGCGCAUGAACAUUGUGCCAAUCAUCAACACCAAUGAUGCCGUGGUGCCCCCUCCGGAGCCCAACAGCGACCUGCAGGGGGUAAAUGUGAUCAGCAUCAAGGACAAUGACAGCCUGGCAGCACGGCUAGCUGUGGAGAUGAAGGCUGACCUGCUCGUCGCACUCUCUGAUGUGGAGGGACUAUACAACAGCCCCCCUGGAACAGAUGAUGCCAAGCUUAUUGACAUCUUCUACCCUGGAGACCAGCAGUCCAUCACUUAUGGUACAAAGUCUAGAGUUGGGAUUGGAGGCAUGGAGGCCAAGGUCAAAGCUGCCCUUUGGGCAUUGCAAGGUGGCACUUCAGUGGUCAUUGCAAAUGGCACCAAUCCCAAGGUAACAGGCCAUGUCAUCACUGACAUUGUGGAGGGCAAGAAAGUGGGAACCUUCUUCUCUGAAAUCAAACCUGCUGGUCCAUCUGUGGAGGAACAGACAGAAAUGGCACGUAGUUUUGGAAGAACCCUUGCAUCUCUGCAUCCAGUCCAGAGGAGUGAGAUCAUCUGCCAUCUAGCAGACCUGCUGACUGAAAGGAAGGAAGACAUUCUGGCUGCAAACAAGAUGGACAUGGACCUGGCUGUCAGUGCGGGACAUUUGCCUCCAGCCAUGCUGAAGCGGCUCAGCCUGUCACCAGCCAAACUUAACAGCUUGGCAGUAGGUCUGCGCCAGAUAGCCGUGGCAGCCCAGGACAGCGUGGGUCGAGUGGUGCGCAGGACCAGAGUGGCUCAUGACUUGGAGCUGGAGCAGAUUACUGUACCCAUCGGGGUUCUUCUGGUCAUCUUUGAGGCCCGACCUGAUUGCCUGCCCCAGGUAUCGGCCUUGGCAAUAGCCAGUGGCAAUGCUCUGCUGCUGAAGGGAGGCAAAGAGGCAGCCAACACUAACCGUGUCCUGCACCAGCUCACCCAGGAAGCCCUUUCCAUGCAUGGAAUCAGGGAGGCAGUACAGAUGGUGAGCACCCGUGAAGAAGUGGAGGAUCUGUGCCGACUGGACAAGAUGAUCGACUUGAUCAUCCCCCGAGGUUCAUCCCAGCUGGUGCGGGCCAUUCAGCAAGCGGCCAAGGGCAUUCCAGUGCUGGGUCACAGUGAGGGAAUCUGCCACGUCUAUGUUGACGCAGAUGCCAGUGUUGACAAAGUCAUAAAAAUCGUUAGAGACUCGAAGUGUGGCUACCCAGCUGCAUGCAAUGCCAUGGAAACUCUGCUGAUUCACCGGGACAUCCUCAGGACCCCUAUGUUUGACCAAAUAAUUGACAUGCUUCGCAAUGAACAGGUGAAGAUUCAUGCAGGUCCUCGGUUUGCCUCCUACCUAACAUUCAGCCCCUCAGAGGUGACGUCUAUGCGGACAGAGUAUGGUGACCUGGAGUGCUGCAUGGAGGUGGUGGACAGCAUGGAGGAGGCUGUGGAGCACAUGCAUAAAUAUGGCAGCUCCCACACAGAUGUUAUAAUCACGGAAAAUGAGGACACAGCAGAGAAGUUUCUUCAGCAGCUGGACAGUGCCUGCGUUUUCUGGAAUGCUAGUUCACGUUUUGCAGAUGGCUACCGGUUUGGACUGGGAGCAGAGGUAGGUAUUAGCACAGCUCGUAUCCAUGCCCGAGGCCCUGUAGGCCUGGAGGGCUUGCUCACAACCAAGUGGGUCUUGAGAGGUGAUGGACACACAGUAGCUGACUUCUCGGAGCAUGGUACCAUGAAGUACCUCCAUGAAAACCUGCCUGUCGGGCAGCCUUUAGCUGGACAGAGGGACAGCAACUAGGCCAGAGAAUUUGACAGCAUUCCUUUGGUCUUAUUGCAAACAUUGUUUGCAUCACGAUCCAGAAGCUCCUUAGGGUUUUGCUCAAGAUGACGGCUGACUGUUUUCAUUAUCUUCAACCUUUGAAGCACACAGCUGCUCAGUACAGCAAUGGUUUAUUUUAUUAGCACAUUAAAAAAGACGCCCCUAUUCACUUUAUUCUCUUAUUCAAAGACUAAUGGUCUAAAAACAUUCUACCUCAACUUAUGACAUGAAUGAGUUGGGUAAGUCACUGUAGCAGACUCCUGUAGGAGGCAGUGGGCCUAAUUAAUAAGCAAUGCAUAACCCUGUGUUUAAACCAUGCAUGAAAAGACUUCACACACAAAUUAAGAUUCAUCCAUAUUUUCUCAUCUGAAUUUGUACUCGGCAAACAAAUUUUAGGAAUGGCAUCUUUUAAUUAAAUUAAUCUUUUAAAGGUUUUGUUAGCGAAUAAUAUUAAAACUGUGGAUUUACUUACA